This is a messenger RNA of Rhodamnia argentea, 1172 nucleotides long. Its product is annotated as fasciclin-like arabinogalactan protein 19. The record is from RefSeq and is a predicted model, not a curated record. Lineage: Eukaryota; Viridiplantae; Streptophyta; Magnoliopsida; Myrtales; Myrtaceae. The transcript has a single exon. The coding region runs from base 174 to 1172 and encodes 332 amino acids.
CAAAAAAAAAAAAAAACAGGUCGGAAUAUUCUAAACCGAACAAACCAACCCAACGGCCAACACUACAGAAUCCGAUUUUGCUGACACUGAGAAUCAAGUCGGGUCGAAUCAACUCCAAUCAAAUCGCCUGCCUCCAUCUUCGGUUGAACUCUCCAAGAAAAUCUUCAAGAAACAUGGCGUCGCCGGCCGUCGCCAACCCCAAAGCCGCCCUUGUCGUCUUCUUUGGGACGCUGGUCUUCACGCUCCUCAGCCUCCCUGACGGCGCGACCUGCAUCCCCGUUGAAGAGCUCGACACCGCGCUCGCCGCCGUCCGCUCCCACGGCUACAACCUCACCGCCAAUGCCAUCGCCGCAUCUGACCUCCGCUUUGACCUCCUCUCCACUGCCUCCCUCACCAUCUUCGCCCCGGUUGACUCUGCUAUCUUCGCCCUCGGCAUGACCCUCCCUGCACCUGCCUACAUCUCCGCCCUCCGCUCCCAUGUGGUCCCCCGCCGCCUCUCCGCCGCAGACCUCCGCCACAUCCGUUCCAACUCCGUGUUCCCCACACUCCUCCCCUCGCGGUCUCUCUGCGUGACCGUGAGCCAGCAUUCCAACGCAAUUGCGGUGGACGGCGUGGAGCUGGUGGUGCUCGGGGUUUUCUAUGGCCCUGGCGUGGCAGUGCACGGGCUCCGUGGCGCUCUGAGCAUCCGGUCUCAGUUUGGAGCAAUCGAAGGCAGUGCUCCUCCUCCAGUACUUCGCCGUCGCUCCAGUUCAAUCUUUUUCCGGGUUCCCAAGGUUGCUUGGCCGUCCAGCCGCGUGAAUGAUCAUUCUGGUCAGCCCGCUGUCAACCUCACUGAUUCGUCGCCUCCAGAAUCACAAGAGAGCUAUUUGCUGUCGCCGGAGGCUCCGCCAUACACAGCGCCGGAGAUUCAACCCUUGUCAGUCCCUUUGCCCUCCCAGGCGGAGAUUAGUUCUGUUGCUCCAAUGGGUAAGGACAGUGGCGAUGGUGACAGGAGAGGAAGAUUUGGGCUUCCGGGUAAUCUGAUGCUGACAACGAUGCCGCUGUUCAACGGGGGUGGCGGGCGAGAGGGUUCUCUCAGGAUAUCCGAGCCUUUCAACGAGGAAACCAUGUCCAUUGAGGAAGUCCUUGAGGACGAUGAUGAGUUUUGGGAUGAGGAUCCCCACUUGGCUUGA